This is a messenger RNA of Vigna angularis (adzuki bean), 651 nucleotides long. RefSeq names its product homeobox-leucine zipper protein ATHB-22. Gene Ontology annotation, molecular function: sequence-specific DNA binding; DNA-binding transcription factor activity, RNA polymerase II-specific. Gene Ontology annotation, biological process: positive regulation of DNA-templated transcription. Lineage: Eukaryota; Viridiplantae; Streptophyta; Magnoliopsida; Fabales; Fabaceae. The transcript is spliced from 3 exons. Gene Ontology annotation, cellular component: nucleus. The record is from RefSeq and is a predicted model, not a curated record. The coding region runs from base 1 to 651 and encodes 216 amino acids.
AUGGAUUGGCAUUACACCACAAAACCAUUUCUUCCUCACCCAGACACCUUAAGCUUCUUCUACAACUACAACAACAACCCUUAUCCAGGAGUGGAAGUGCAACAAGCCACAUUGUUGGAGACAGGAGAAGGUUCUAUUCCGUCAAUGCACAACGGAAGCAAAGAGAAGAAGAAGCGGUUAACAAGCAACCAGUUAGAAAUAUUGGAGAGGAGCUUCCAGGAGGAAACAAAGUUAGACCCUGAAAAGAAGAUGAAACUUUCGAGGGAGCUAGGCCUUCAGCCUCGCAAAAUCGCUGUUUGGUUCCAAAAUAGACGUACGAGGUGGAAAACCAAGCAGCUUGAGCACUUAUACGAUGCUCUCAAGCACCAAUAUGAUGUCAUCUCCAACGAAAAGCAGAAGCUUCAAGAAGAGGUUAUGAAGUUAAAGGCACUGCUAAGUAAAGAGCAAGGUUUUGGGAAGCAAAGAUUGGGAGGUUAUCCAGAAAUAUCUGGAGUAGAAACGGUAGAAAGCACUUCAGAGGGUCUGAGGGGUUCCAACAAGGGAAAGAGUAACAUUGAGCAGGUCGCAGAUGAGGGCUUUUGCUCUUUCAGCGUGGAGGAUUAUAACACUGUUUCAGUGCCUUUCUGCCAGUGGUCUGCUGUACCUUAUUAG